Aspergillus wentii DTO 134E9 is the source of this 3122-nucleotide messenger RNA. It is a transcript of the gene mfp, whose product is annotated as putative peroxisomal multifunctional beta-oxidation protein (MFP). The transcript is spliced from 7 exons. Lineage: Eukaryota; Fungi; Ascomycota; Eurotiomycetes; Eurotiales; Aspergillaceae. The record is from RefSeq and is a predicted model, not a curated record. Gene Ontology annotation, molecular function: oxidoreductase activity. Bases 123 to 2828 code for a protein of 901 amino acids.
CCGUCAACUGCACAGCGGAGAAUAGCCGUGCGGAAAGCACUCUUACCUGUCAUAUUUCAUCUCCUCACCUCCUUUCCUCUCUCCCUUACUCCUCCCUCAUAAUCUAAAUAUAUUCUAUUAAGAUGUCUGAGUUGCGAUUUGACGGCCAAACGGUCGUCGUCACUGGUGCUGGUGGUGGUUUGGGAAAGGCAUAUGCUCUUUUCUUCGCCUCGAGAGGAGCUAAUGUUGUUGUGAACGACUUGGGUGGUUCCCACUCUGGUGAGGGCAACUCAUCAAAGGCCGCAGACGUCGUGGUCUCCGAGAUUAUAGCCGCUGGAGGCAAGGCCGUUGCCAAUUACGACAGCGUCGAGAACGGUGAAGCCAUUAUCGACACCGCUAUUAAGAACUUUGGCCGUGUCGAUGUGCUCAUCAACAAUGCCGGUAUCCUCCGGGAUAUUAGCUUCAAGAACAUGAAGGACCAGGAUUGGGAUCUCAUUACCAAAGUUCACACCUAUGGCGCAUACAAGUGCGCAAGAGCUGCAUGGCCUCAUUUCCGGAAGCAAAAGUAUGGCCGUGUUGUUAACACUGCCUCCGCAGCCGGUCUGUUUGGUAGCUUCGGCCAAGCCAACUACUCUGCCGCCAAACUUGGUCAAGUUGGAUUUACCGAGACCCUCGCAAAGGAGGGCGCCAAGUACAACAUCCUCGCAAACGUCAUCGCACCCAUUGCUGCUAGUCGUAUGACGGCAACAGUUAUGCCCCCAGAUGUCCUCGAGAACCUUAAGCCCGACUGGGUUGUCCCCUUGGUGGCCAGAUUGGUCCACUCAUCGAACACUCAGGAGAGCGGUCAGAUCUUUGAGGUUGGUGGUGGCCACAUGGCCAAGCUGCGAUGGGAGCGUGCCAAGGGUGCUUUGUUGAAGACCGACGAUUCAUUGACUCCUGGUGCUAUCGCCAGAAAAUGGAACGACGUCAACGACUUCUCUCAACCCAGCUACCCUACAGGCCCUGCAGACUUCAUGACUCUCUUGGAGGAUGGCUUGAAGACCCCCAGUGCUCAGCCUGGACAAGAACCCGACUUCAAGGGCAAGGUUGCUCUGGUUACUGGUGGUGGUGCCGGCCUCGGACGCGCAUACUGUCUUCAGUUCGCUAAGCUCGGUGCUGCUGUGGUGGUCAACGACCUUGUUGACCCCGAACCCGUUGUCAAUGAAAUCAAGCAGUUGGGUGGAAAGGCUGUUGGCAACAAGGCCUCUUGCGAGGACGGCGAGGGUGUCGUCAAGUCUGCCAUUGAUGCCUUCGGCCGAAUUGACAUCUUGGUCAACAACGCUGGCAUUCUGCGUGACAAGGCCUUCACCAACAUGGAUGACAGCUUGUGGAACCCUGUCAUUAACGUUCACCUGCGUGGUACCUACAAGGUAACCAAGGCCGCCUGGCCUCACAUGCUCAAGCAGAAGUAUGGUCGUAUUGUCAACACCGCCAGCACCAGUGGUAUCUACGGUAACUUUGGCCAGGCCAACUACGCCGCAGCGAAACUCGGUAUCCUCGGUUUCUCCCGUACCCUUGCGCUCGAGGGUGCCAAGUACAACAUCAAGGUUAACACCAUCGCUCCUAAUGCCGGUACCAACAUGACUCGCUCCAUUAUGCCCGAGGAGAUGGUUCAGGCAUUCAAGCCCGACUAUGUUGCUCCAUUGGUGGUGCUUCUCUGCUCUGACCUGGUGCCUGAGCCAGGCACUAAGGGUCUGUACGAGUGCGGCAGUGGCUGGUUCUCAUGCACUCGCUGGCAGCGCUCCGGUGGUCACGGAUUCCCCGUGGAUGUUCAGCUGACCCCCGAGGAGGUUGUCAACAAAUGGCAGCAGAUUACCAACUUCGAAGAUGGUCGCGCAGACCACCCCGAGGAUGGUCAGGCCGGUGCCGAAAAGGUCAUGGCCAACAUGUCUAACCGCAGUGGUGGAGAAUCCGAGGGUGGCAAUGACAUUCUGCAAGCUAUUGAGAAGUCCAAGACCCUGACCACCGAGGGAACCAGCUUUGACUAUGUCGACCGCGACAUCAUUCUCUACAACCUCAGUUUGGGUGCCAGACGUACUGAUCUCCCUCUGGUGUACGAAAACAACGAUCAUUUCCAAGCCCUUCCUAGCUUCGGUGUGGUCCCCUGGUUCAACACCGCUGUUCCCUGGAACAUGGAUGAGAUCGUGGCCAACUUCUCUCCGAUGAUGCUGCUGCACGGCGAACAGUACAUGGAGAUCCGUAAAUUCCCCAUCCCGACCACCGCCAACACCCUGACUUACCCCAAGCUCAUUGACGUGGUGGACAAGGGCAAAUCGGCCCUUGUUAUUGCGGGCUUCACUACCAAGGAUGCUAGGACCGGCGAGGACCUCUUCUACAACGAAUCGACCGUGUUCAUCCGUGGUAGCGGUGGCUUCGGAGGAUCUCCCAAGCCCACUGCUAGUCGCCCCAAGGCUGCUGUUGCUGCUUACAAGCCCCCACAGCGCCAGCCUGACGCGAUCACCGAAGAGAAGACCUCUGAGGACCAGGCUGCGUUGUACCGUCUCAACGGUGACCGCAACCCUCUCCAUAUUGACCCCGAGUUCAGCAAGGUCGGUGGCUUCAAGACCCCCAUCUUGCACGGUCUCUGCUCCCUGGGUGUCGCUGCCAAGCACGUCUUUGCCAAGUUCGGCCACUACAAGAAUCUCAAGGUUCGCUUUGCCGGUGUUGUGCUGCCCGGUCAGACUCUGAAGACUGAGAUGUGGAAGGAGGGCAACACCGUCCUCUUCCAGGCCACUGUUGUGGAGACCGGCAAGCCCGCGAUCUCGGGUGCUGGCGCCGAGCUUUUGGAGGGUGCUAAGGCUAAGUUGUAAGAAUAAAAAACGGGAUGUGGCUCACGAUUGAGCAAUGUCAUUUUCAUGACUGCAGAAAUUUCUUUCCAGAAUGUGUAUAUAAAUAUCAUGAUUUCGUCUGUAUGCAAGCAAUUUCAUCAAUGUAUUUGAUUUGAUUCAUAAGUUUAUCCACAAAACCUAAGUCUAUCAAGCCAAACCUUACCCCAAGGUCUAUCUCGCUCGAUCGGAGGUCGGCCAGGAUGAUCGGCUGUCAGUGCAGCGGGAAGGGAAAUUAAAUGACAAGGAGCUAAUCAGACAUAACCGGCCAGCCCGGAC